CGUUACCUUGUCUCCUUGCAUAUAUAAGGAGCUAAAAGCUUCUUUAUCUAUCCAUAUAUCUUGGCUAGAAAUAGGUUAUACUUAAUCCAUGGCUUUCUCUGUUUUCUCUUCCUUCAUCAUCCAUCCUCAGCUGUGGAAUCUCAUUUCCAAUAUGUCUCUCUUUGACUCCAUACUCUUCUCUGCUAUACAUUUUGUGGACAAGCUUGGAGUAUGGCAUAGGCUACCAGUGAUAUUGGGAAUCAUUUACUUGGCGAUCAGAAGACAUCUACACCAACGUUAUAAUCUAUUACAUGUUGGAGGAAUCAACGGUCUUAAAUAUGACACCAAGCAGUUUUCAUAUCGAACGGCUGAUGGGAAGUGCAACCAUCCCACCGAUGACACAAUUGGCAGUCAAGGAACAUUUUGUGGCCGGAAUAUGCCUCCGUCUUCUUCUCCUUAUGGGUUGCUGGAUCCUCAUCCAACAAUUGUAGCCAACAAGCUUUUGGCAAGAAAGAAGUUCAUAGACAACGGGAAGCAAUUCAACAUGAUAGCUUGCUCCUGGAUCCAAUUCAUGAUUCAUGACUGGAUUGAUCAUAUGGAGGAUACCCAACAGGUGGAAAUUAGAGCACCUAAUGAAUUUGCAAAUGGGUGUCCAUUGAAGUCCUUCAAAUUCUACAAAACAAAGAAAGUUGCCACAAAUUCACCUUCUUUAAAGGCUGGAUGCCUGAAUACAAGAACUCCUUGGUGGGAUGGAAGUGUAGUUUAUGGAAAUAAUGAGGAUGGAAUGAGAAGAGUGAGAACAUUCAAAGAUGGGAAGUUAAAGAUCGCAGCAGAUGGGCUCCUUGAACAUGAUGUGAAUGGGAUUCCAAUCUCAGGUGAUGUUAGGAAUUGCUGGGCAGGCUUCUCCCUAUUACAAGCCUUAUUUGUCAAAGAACAUAAUGCAGUAUGUGAUAUGCUUCAAGAAAAUCAUCCUGAUUUUGAUGAUGAGGAACUCUAUCGGCAUGCAAGAUUGGUGACUUCAGCUCUAAUUGCUAAAAUUCACACCAUUGAUUGGACUGUAGAACUUCUGAAAACUGAUACUCUUCUUGCAGGCAUGAGGAUCAACUGGUAUGGAUUUCUGGGGAAGAAAGUUAAGGAUUUGUUUGGACACAUUGGAGGACCUUUGCUUAGUGGAUUGGUUGGUCUUAAAAGGCCAAGAGAUCAUGGAGUUCCCUAUUCACUGACUGAAGAGUUUGCAAGUGUCUAUAGAAUGCAUUCUCUUUUACCUGAUACUCUCAUUAUAAGGGAUAUCAAUUCCACUUCUUCAGAAUUUGAAUGCCCUCCAGUAUUAGAAGAAGUGCCUAUGAGGGAAAUGGUGGGAAAGGAAGGGGAGAAAAGAUUAUCAAAAAUUGGAAUGGAGAAAAUGUUGGUAUCAAUGGGUCAUCAAGCAAGUGGAGCUGUCACAUUAUGGAACUAUCCUUCAUGGAUGAGAAAUCUUAUUGCUCAUGAUAUCAAUGGAGAAGAUAGACCAGAUCUGGUUGAUAUGGCUGCAAUGGAAAUCUACAGAGAUAGGGAGAGAGAAGUUGCAAGGUAUAAUGAAUUCAGAAGGAACUUAUUGAUGAUUCCUAUUAGCAAGUGGGAAGAUUUGACAGAUGAUGAAGAGGUUAUAGAAGCUCUUCAUCAAGUUUAUGGAAAUGAUGUUGAAAAGCUUGAUUUGCUUGUUGGUCUACAUGCUGAAAAGAAAAUUAAAGGCUUUGCCAUAAGUGAGACUGCAUUUUUUAUCUUCUUACUUGUUGCAUCAAGGAGACUAGAGGCGGAUCGUUUCUUCACUACAAAUUUCAACUCCAAAACUUAUACACAAAAAGGGUUAGAUUGGCUUAACAGUACAGAGACAAUGAAAGAUGUUAUUGAUCGCCAUUUCCCUGAAAUGACGAAGAAAUGGAUGAAAUGUUCAAGUGCAUUCGCAGUUUGGGAUUCAGAACCAGAUCAUAUGAACCACUUACCCUUGUAUUUGAGACCUGCCCCAUGAAAUGCUUAUCUCUUUGAUGGCUAUGGAAAGCUUUUUUUGCAGAAUAAUAUAGUUGUCUCAAUUGAAAGACUUGUUAAA
Messenger RNA from Hevea brasiliensis (rubber tree), 2065 nucleotides. Its product is annotated as alpha-dioxygenase 2. The transcript is spliced from 10 exons. Gene Ontology annotation, biological process: response to oxidative stress. The record is from RefSeq and is a predicted model, not a curated record. Gene Ontology annotation, molecular function: oxidoreductase activity, acting on single donors with incorporation of molecular oxygen, incorporation of two atoms of oxygen; heme binding; peroxidase activity. NCBI's taxonomy places the organism in Eukaryota, Viridiplantae, Streptophyta, Magnoliopsida, Malpighiales, Euphorbiaceae. Bases 89 to 1987 code for a protein of 632 amino acids.